AUGGGCGGUUCCUCCACCCCCCAAGAAGCGGCUCCGGCUUACGAAGAGCUCUUCGAGCAACGUCCCUCGAAUCCCGUUACCGGUUAUUCCCACAUCCCUGUCGCGGAUGAACUAGACGUCGAGAAUCGGGGGCACGAGCAUGCGCAUCAUCUCGAUACCGAUACGCCUGUCAUUCAUCUUGCUGCUCAGAAUGAAGAGCAGGUACAUUUCCAUUGCGAGGAAUGUGAUCGUCGACAAGAGAGGAGGGAGCGGAGGAGAAGUAAUCAGAAUUGCUGUAUGAUGGUAUCAGCGACGUUUGUUAUUAUCAUCUUUUUGCUGUGUGUAUUUGGGUUCAAGUUGGCUGCGGAACUACAUAAGGGUGGGAAGAGGGAUCCUCGUGAUGUUCAUAUUUUUUCUGCUUGA
Messenger RNA from Penicillium odoratum, 402 nucleotides. RefSeq lists its product as uncharacterized. Lineage: Eukaryota; Fungi; Ascomycota; Eurotiomycetes; Eurotiales; Aspergillaceae. The record is from RefSeq and is a predicted model, not a curated record. Bases 1 to 402 code for a protein of 133 amino acids. The transcript is spliced from 2 exons.